UCUGCUUAUAGGAUUUGUUCUUAUUAAUACCUGGUUGAUUUUGCUGGUUUCAGGGCGGCCUUACGGCCACAGAUGUUUUUGCUGUUGAGUGGAUUGAAACUGGUGUUAUUCACUUUGGGAUGACUGUCUCGUACUUCGGUUUUGUUAGUGAUGUGUUGGAACUUUCUGAGAAAUAUCAGAAGCGCUUUGGUCCUCUGCGUUAUUUUGUUGCUGGUUUUCUCAAAUUCUUAUGCUUGCCGAAGUACAAUUUUGAAGUGGAAUAUCUUCCAGCAUCAAAAGAGGCAACUGAUCGCGAGGGAAAAGUCUCAGGUGACCGUGAAAUAGUUGACCUGUCAGACCUGUAUACAGACAUUAUGAGGAGAUCAAAUACUGAUGGCAUUCCUAGGGCCUCUAGCCUAUCAAGUAUUGAUUCAAUAAUGACCCCAAGUCGAGUUUCUGGAGGGGAGUUAGAUACAACCUGUAGUAGCACCCAUGCCAGCACUGAGCCAUCAGAGUAUGUGCGUGGCCUAGACCCAAAAUCUAAACGUCUAUCAUCUGCAAGGAGCAAUGCAACGGCAGAACCAGAAGUCAUACAUCCUCAGCUACCACUUUCAGCAACUCCUAACUGGCCAAGGACUAGAUCGAAGUCAAAAACAGAUAAAGGAUGGACUGGAUUGACAGCCACACAUGAUGCUACUAGAUGUUCUUGGGGAAAUACAGCUACAAAUGACAAAGAGGAUAUUUCAUCAACAAUGUCAGAUCCCGGUCCAAUUUGGGAUGCUGAACCAAAGUGGGAUGCGGAGCCUAACUGGGAUGUUGAAAAUCCUAUUGAAUUGCCAGGUCCAUCAGCAGAUGAUGUUGCAGCUGGAGUCAGGAGGGAAGUUGUGCCUAGCCUGCAAGAUAAUUGGGUCGUUACAAAAGGUCAAUUUCUUGGUGUCCUGGUCUGCAACCAUUCAUGCAAAACUGUUCAAAGUUUGACCCAGGUGGUGGCUCCAAAAGCAGAGCAUGAUGAUAACACCUUGGAUUUAUUGUUGGUCCAUGGAAGUGGUAGGCUGAGGCUGUUGAGGUUUUUCCUGCUUCUGCAAUUGGGUCGGCAUCUUAAAUUGCCGUAUGUUGAUUAUGUCAAGGUGAAGUCAGUGAAGAUCAAGCCUGGAAAGCACACACAGAAUGGGUGUGGCAUUGAUGGAGAACUUUUCGCUGUCAAUGGGCAAGUCAUGUCUUCUUUACUUCCUGAACAAUGCAGGCUUAUUGGUCGAGCCCCAACCAAUAACAAAUGAAAGCUGUACUUGUCCUUCUGGAAUUCGUUUUGUUUUUGUUUUUGUUUUUGUUUUUGUGGGUUCCAUGGACGUUAUGUACACUCGCUCUUAUUUCACUUUUGAUGGUCGAAUGAAAGGGGAGCAUUCACUCAUUCAUGUACUGAAGAGAAUAACUGUCUUCCAUCUUAUUUUAAUCUCUCACCAUAGCAUCCUUGCAUGCUUAAUUGAGGCCGCGGUCGAGGUCUCUGUCUGUCCCUGUCCCUGUAAAUUUUUGGUCGAACUCAAUUUUUUUCUUGCUAUCAUGUAUUUGGUUUCUUUUCUUUUUCCCCUCCCCUUCUCGUUUUCUUCCUUCUCUCGGUGUCUUUUGUUAUUUCUCAAUAAUAUAUUAUCUUUCUCCCACAUUUGGUGCUGUAUGCAAGUAGUCUGCUAUUUUUUAUUAAUAUUUUUUUUUCUUUCUUCCUCUUGUCACAUUUGAAUUACUGUAGACGUAUUGUAUCCUAAAGCAUUUGGUUUUGGAUCACUAUUAUUA
Camellia sinensis is the source of this 1764-nucleotide messenger RNA. NCBI's taxonomy places the organism in Eukaryota, Viridiplantae, Streptophyta, Magnoliopsida, Ericales, Theaceae. The record is from RefSeq and is a predicted model, not a curated record.